Molecule: messenger RNA, 2214 nt
Organism: Fonsecaea nubica
Lineage: Eukaryota; Fungi; Ascomycota; Eurotiomycetes; Chaetothyriales; Herpotrichiellaceae
Exons: 1
Coding region: 1-2214 (737 amino acids)
Cellular component (GO): cytoplasm
Molecular function (GO): protein kinase binding
Source: RefSeq, a predicted model, not a curated record
AUGUCUGUUCACAGGCGGCAGGCUUCCCUUAACAAUAACUCGGCAAACAGCUCUGUCCCAACCUCUGGUACAUCUUCCUCGAGUACAAAUACCUCCGCCAGCGCUCUAGCUGCAGCAUUCUCCUUUGCUGGCCUCUACUUUCGAUCCCAUGCCGCGAAGGCGGCAUUGUUGACGCUGACGCCCCACCACCUCUUCUACCUCUUAUCUCGCAUGGAAGAGCUGGAUAUAGCUGUUGGGCCGAUGAACAUACGUCUCGAGAGUCUGACCAGCGAGCCUACACCCUCCAACUAUGUCUCCUUCCUGCAAACCCACAAACCGUCCAAAGGCCGGAGUGAUAAAGAUUCGAUACAUUCCGUGUCCAGCAUGCGCAGUGUCAUGUCGGGAAUGAGCUCUUUUUGGUCGUCCAUUGGCCUGGGAGGGGGUACAUCCAAAAGCGAGAAGGUCAAAGCCCUAACGCAGGCGGACCUCACCUAUCUCUAUUCUGCCUUUACCAAGCUUCCUUCUUUGCGCCUCACCACUGAUCACCGCGCACGGCUGAUCAAGGGAUACGAGGAAUUCCCCUUCGAUACUGCUGUUCCUUUAUUUGCUUUCAAGAACCUUCAACAACUGGACAUAGUGGAUCUUGAUUUCCGCCAAUUCUUCGGAUGGGAUCGAAUAUCCGAACAACUGACACUACUUACGGUCAAGCGGGCUAAUGUCAGUGAUCCAACUGAGCUACUCACAAACAUAGUUCUGGACGACGCUGAGAAACGUCGAAGACGGUCCACCAAAGGAGGACGUGGAUCUCCCACCAUGUCCGCCUCCUGGACAGUGCCGUCCACCCCACGAGCUGAAUAUGCACAGUCACAUUCCGAUCCAGGCUCGCCAGCCCAUGGAAGCUUGGAUAAUGAAGACUCGAUGGAGCCAGGGCACAAAGCGAAGCCGCUCUCUGGAAGCGUGUCUCCAAAACGGCCAAGUGCCUCUCGGCCUGCCAGUUCGUAUAGGCAUGUUCGGACUUACUCGUCGACGGUGAGAAGGACAGGAUCUGGAAGUUCCUACUCGAGCGAGUACUCGAUCCAGCCGCAUCGUAGCGAGAGCAGCACCAACAUGCUGAGCUUAAAUACCCUACCUCCCUCAAAAUGGCAGAGGCUGAAGUAUCUAUCCCUGGCAGACAACUCCAUGACCACCAUCUCAGCACAAAGUCUGGCGCCUGUAGCCAGCACUCUUCGAUCACUCAAUCUCUCUUCUAACCUCUUCAACGAAAUCCCAGAUAGCUUGGCAUCCUUGACGAGGCUCGUUUCUCUUGAUCUAUCGAACUGCAUGAUCGGUUCCCUCCAGUCACUGUCGAGAUCGCCUCUGCCGGCUAUCCUCACAAUUAACCUGAAAGGGAAUCGCUUGCGGUCAUUGGCAGGUGUGGAGAAGCUACUGUCUCUGGAACAGUUGAACGUCCAGGACAAUCAGCUCUCAGAUCCUAUGGAAAUGGCAAGACUCACGGGAAUACCGAAUCUAAAACGGAUAUGGGUCAAGCGAAACCCAUUCACCAAAACGCACUCUGAAUACCGAGUGACUACCUUCAAUCUCUUUCGAAAGACGCCUGGGUACGUGGAUGACAUUAUUGUCGAUGACUCAGGGCCAGGUUAUUCGGAGCGAAAGCAGUUGGUGGAUCGAGUCCCCGAGGUUGAGCGAGAGCUUUCACAACCAUCCAUCCGAAUUGCUGAGCAUCCGGUAAUAGUUCAACAGUCUGAUCCGGCUCAGCCUGGCUACAGCGAGUCAGCGGAGAUUGUCAUGAACACGACGCGCCGGAAAAAGCCUCCUCGAAGACGGAUAGUAGAUCUGGCACACGAUGAAACUUUUGCCAGAGUUCCUGACGAGGACUUGGCAGCGACAAUCAUGCCGAGUGCCAAUAUCAUGGACCAUAAUAACGUCCCGAUUCUCAGUGCCCCGACUAUAUCACAAUCACGAUUAGCCGAAGCAGUGGUGGACGACGUUUUCGAUGGUUCGACAGAGGCACCAUCUGUUGGCUCGAGCGAGCCAGCUCAACAAGAUGACUACCGAGCGAAAGUGGAAGCACUCCGACAAGAAUUUGGCAGCAAUUGGCUCAACGCCUUGGGUGACCAGAAUUGGCACAACAGCCAUCAUUUUGAAGUGUUGCAAGGGCAAAGCCUGAGCCAUGAUGCCUUGCAUCGGUCAGGACACCAGGUCAUGGUUUCUGGUGGCGGGCGGACACUGGGAUAA